Messenger RNA from Oreochromis aureus, 7554 nucleotides. RefSeq names its product mucin-2-like. The record is from RefSeq and is a predicted model, not a curated record. NCBI's taxonomy places the organism in Eukaryota, Metazoa, Chordata, Actinopteri, Cichliformes, Cichlidae.
ACUGCCCAAACUACAACUACAACAACCACCCCAACUACAACUGCUGCCCCCACUACAACUACAACCAACGCCCCAACUACAACCACAACCACUGGCCCCACUACAAUUACAACUGCCGCACCAACUACAACUACAACCGCUGCCCCAAGUACAACCGCCGCCACAAUAACAACUACAACCAACGCCCCAACUACAACCGCUGCUGCAACUACAACCACAACCACUGCCCAAACUACAACUACAACCGCUGCCCCAACUACAACCAUCACCCCAACUACAACUACAACCACUGCCCCCACUACAACUACAACCACUGCCCCUACUACAACUACAACCGCUGCCCAAACUACAACUACAACCACCGCCCCAACUACAACUACAACCACCGCUCAGACUACAACUACAACCACUGCCCCAACUACAACCACAGCCGCAACCACAACCACUGCCCCAACUACAACUACAACCGCUGCCCCAACUACAACUACCGCCACAACUACAACCACCACCCCAACUACAACUACAACCACUGCCCCAACUACAACUACAACCACUGCUCCAACUACAACCACAACCACUUACCCAACUACAACUACAACCACAGCUCCAACUACAACCACAACAACCGCCCCAACUACAACUACAACCACCGCCCCAACUCCAACUACAACCGGUGCCCCAACUACAACCACCGCUGCAACUACAACUACAACCACCACCCAAACUACAACCACAGCUGCAACUACAACCACAACCACUGCCCCAACUACAACUACAACCACCGCCCCAACUACAACCACAACCACUGCUCCAACUACAACCACAACCACUGCCCCCACUACAACUACAACCGCUGCCCCAACUACAACUACAACCACCGCCCCAACUACAACUACAACCACUGCUCCAACUACAACUACAACCACUGCCCCAACUACAACCACAACAACCGCCCCAACUACAACUACAAGCACCGCCCCAACUACAACUACAACCACCGCUCCAACUACAACUACAACCGCUGCCCCCACUACAACUACAACCGCUGCCCCAUCUACAACUACAACCACCGCCCCAACUACAACUACAACCGGUGCCCCAACUACAACCACCGCUGCAACUACAACUACAACCACCACCCAAACUACAAUCACAGCUGCAACUACAACUACAACCACUGCCCCAACUACAACUACAACCGCCAUCCCAACUACAACCACAACCACUGCUCCAACUACAACCACAACCACGGCCCCCACUACAACUACAACCGCUGCCCCAACUACAACUACAACCACCACCCCAACUACAACUACAACCACUGCCCCAAGUACAACCACAGCCGCAACCACAACCACUGCCCCAACUACAACUACAACCGCUGCCCCAACUACAACUACCGCCCCAACUACAACCACCACCCCAACUACAACUACAACCACCACCCCAACUACAACUACAACCACCGCUCCAACUACAACCACAACCACUGCCCCCACUACAACUACAACCGCUCCCCCAACUACAACUACAACCACCGCCCCAACUACAACUACAACCACUGUUCCGACUACAACUACAACCACUGCCCCAACUACAACCACAACAACCGCCCCAACUACAACUACAACCACCGCCCCAACUACAACUACAACCACCGCUCCAACUACAACCACCACCCAAACUACAACCACAGCUGCAACUACAACCACAACCACUGCCCCAACUACAACUACAACCACCGCCCCAACUACAACCACAACCACUGCUCCAACUACAACCACAACCACUGCCCCCACUACAACUACAACCGCUGCCCCAACUACAACUACAACCACCGCCCCAACUACAACUACAACCACUGCUCCAACUACAACUACAACCACUGCCCCAACUACAACCACAACAACCGCCCUAACUACAACUACAAGCACCGCCUAACUACAAACUACAACCACCGCUCCAACUACAACUACAACCGCUGCCCCCACUACAACUACAACCGCUGCCCCAUCUACAACUACAACCACCGCCUAACUACAACUACAACCGGUUGCCCCAACUACAACCACCGCUGCAACUACAACUACAACCACCACCCAAACUACAAUCACAGCUGCAACUACAACUACAACCACUGCCCCAACUACAACUACAACCGCCAUCCCAACUACAACCACAACCACUGCUCCAACUACAACCACAACCACGGCCCCCCACUACAACUACAACCGCUGCCCCAACUACAACUACAACCACCGCCUAACUACAACUACAACCACUGCCCCAAGUACAACCACAGCCACAACCACAACCACUGCCCCAACUACAACUACAACCGCUGCCCCAACUACAACUACCGCCCCAACUACAACCACCACCCCAACUACAACUACAACCACCACCCCAACUACAACUACAACCACCGCUCAACUACAACCACAACCACUGCCCACUACAACUACAAGCUCCCCAACUACAACUACAACCACCGCCCCAACUACAACUACAACCACUGUUCCAACUACAACUACAACCACUGCCCCAACUACAACCACAACAACCGCCCCAACUACAACUACAACCACCGCCCCAACUACAACUACAACCACCACCCCAACUACAACUACAACCACCGCUCCAACUACAACCACAACCACUGCCCCCACUACAACUACAACCGCUCCCCCAACUACAACUACAACCACCGCCCCAACUACAACUACAACCACUGUUCCAACUACAACUACAACCACUGCCCCAACUACAACCACAGCCGCAACCACAACCACUGCCCCCACUACAACUACAACCGCUGUGCCAACUACAACUACAACCACUGCCCCCACUACAACUACAACCGCUGUCCCAACUACAACCACCACCACAACUACAACCACAACCACUGCCCCAACUACAACCACCGCCGCAACUACAACCACAACCACUGCCCCCACUACAACUACAACCACAGCUCCAACUACAACCACCGCCGCAACUACAACCACAACCACCGCCCCAACUACAACUACAACCACUGCUCCAACUACAACUACAACCACUGCCCCAACUACAACCACAGCCGCAACCACAACCACUGCCCCAACUACAACUACAACCACUGCCCCCACUACAACUACAACCACUGCCCCAACUACAACCACAACAUCUGCCCCCACUACAACUACAACCGCUGCCCCCACUACAACUACAACCGCUGCCCAAACUACAACCACCACCACAACUACAACCACAACCACUGCCCCAACUACAACUACAACCACAACUACAACCACUGCCCCAACUACAACCACAGCCGCAACCACAACCACUGCCCCAACUACAACCACUGCCCCCACUACAACUACAACCGCUGUCCCAACUACAACUACAACCACUGCUCCAACUACAACCACAGCCGCAACCACAACUACUGCCCCAACUACAACUACAACCACUGUCCCCACUACAACUACAACCACAGCUCCAACUACAACCACCGCCGCAACUACAACCACAACCACCGCCCCAACUACAACUACAACCACUGCUCCAACUACAACUACAACCACUGCCUCAACUACAAUCACAGCCGCAACUACAACCACAGCCGCAACUACAACUACAACCACUGCCCCCACUACAACUACAACCACUGCCCCAACUACAACCACAUCCGCAACCACAACCACUGCCCCAACUACAACUACAACAUCUGCCCCCACUACAACUACAACCGCUGCCCCCACUACAACUACAACCGCUGCCCAAACUACAACCACCACCACAACUACAACCACAACCACUGCCCCAACUACAACUACGACCACAGCUCCAACUACAACCACUGCCGCAACUACAACCACAACCACAACCACAACCCCAACUACAACUACAACCGCUGCCCCAACUACAACCACUGCCCCCACUACGACUACAACCGCUGUCCCAACUACAACUACAACCACUGCACCAACUACAACCACAGCAGCAACCACAACCACUGCCCCAACUACAACUACAACCACUGCCCCCACUACAACUACAACCACUGCCCCAACUACAACCACAGCCGCAACCACAACCACUGCCCCAACUACAACCACUGCCCCCACUACAACUGCAACCGCUGUCCCAACUACAACUACAACCACUGCUCCAACUACAACCACAGCCGCAACCACAACUACUGCCCCAACUACAACUACAACCACUGCUCCAACUACAACCACAGCCGCAACCACAACUACUGCCCCAACUACAACUACCACCACUGCCCCCACUACAACUACAACCGCUGCCCAAACUACAACCACAGCUGCAACUACAACCACAACCACUGCCCCAACUACAACUACAACCACAGCUCCAACUACAACGACUGCCGCAACUACAACCACAACCACCGCCCCAACUACAACUACAACCGCUGCCCCAACUACAACCACUGCCCCCACUACAACUACAACCGCUGUCCCAACUACAACUACAACCACUGCCCCAACUACAACCACAGCCGCAACCACAACUACUGCCCCAACUACAACUACAACCACUGCCCCCACUACAACUACAACCACUGCCCCCACUACAACUACAACGACUGCCGCAACUACAACCACAACCACCGCCCCAACUACAACUACAACCGCUGUCCCAACUACAACUACAACCACUGCCCCAACUACAACCACAGCCGCAACCACAACCACUGCCCCAACUACAACUACAACCACUGCCCCCACUACAACUACAACCACUGCCCCCACUACAACUACAACCAUUGCCCCAACUACAACCACAGCCGCAACCACAACCACUGCCCCAACUACAACCACCGCCCCCACUACAACUACAACCGCUGUCCCAACUACAACUACAACCACUGCCCCAACUACAACCACAGCCGCAACCACAACUACUGCCCCAACUACAACUACCACCACUGCCCCCACUACAACUACAACCGCUGCCCAAACUACAACCACAGCUGCAACUACAACCACAACCACUGCCCAAACUACAACUACAACCACAGCUCCAACUACAACGACUGCCGCAACUACAACCACAACCACAACUACAACUACAACCACUGCCCCAACUACAACCACAGCCGCAACCACAACCACUACCCCAACUACAACUACAACCACUGCCCCCACUACAACUACAACCACUGCCCCCACUACAACUACAACCAUUGCCCCCACUACAACCACAGCCGCAACCACAACCACUGCCCCAACUACAACCACUGCCCCCACUACAACUACAACCGCUGUCCCAACUACAACUACAACCACUGCUCCAACUACAACCACAGCCGCAACCACAACUACUGCCCCAACUACAACUACCACCACUGCCCCCACUACAACUACAACCGCUGCCCAAACUACAACCACAGCUGCAACUACAACCACAACCACUGCCCCAACUACAACUACAACCACAGCUCCAACUACAACGACUGCCGCAACUACAACCACAACCACCGCCCCAACUACAACUACAACCGCUGCCCCAACUACAACCACUGCCCCCACUACAACUACAACCGCUGUCCCAACUACAACUACAACCACUGCCCCAACUACAACCACAGCCGCAACCACAACCACUGCCCCAACUACAACUACAACCACUGCCCCAACUACAACCACAGCCGCAACCACAACCACUGCCCCAACUACAACUACAACCACUGCCCCCACUACAACUACAACCACUGCCCCCACUACAACUACAACCAUUGCCCCAACUACAACCACAGCCGCAACCACAACCACUGCCCCAACUACAACCACUGCCCCCACUACAACUACAACCGCUGUCCCAACUACAACUACAACCACUGCCCCAACUACAACCACAGCCGCAACCACAACUACUGCCGUUACUACAACCACACCUCCAACUACAACCACCGCCGCAACUACAACCACAACCACUGCCCCCACUACAACCACAACCACUGCCCUAACUACAACUACAACCACAGCUCCAACUACAACCACCACCGCAACUACAACCACAACCACCACCCCAACUACAACUACAUCCACCGCCCCAACUACAAUAACAACCACUGCUCCAACUACAACUACAACCACCACCCCAACUACAACCACAACCACUGCCCCUACUACAACUACAACCGCUGCCCCAUCUCCAACUACAACCACUGCUCCAACUACAACUACAACCACCGCCCCAAGUACAUCCACCACCCCAACUACAACUACCACCACUGCUCCAACUACAACCACUGCUCCAACUACAACUACAACCACCGCCCCAAGUACAUCCACCGCCCCAACUACAACCACCACCCCAACUACAACCACAACCACUGCCCCUACUACAACUACAACCAACGCCCCAACUACAACCACCGCCGCAACUACAACCACAACUUCUUCCCCCACUACAACUACAACCGCUGCCCCAAUUACAACUACAACCACCUCCCCAACUACCACUACAACCACUGCUCCAACUACAACCACAGCUCCAACUACAACCACAACCACUGCUCCAACUACAACUACAACCACCUCCCAAACUACAACCACCGCCGCAACUACAACCACAACCACUGCCCCUACUACAACUACAACCGCUGCCCCAUCUACAACUACAAACUCCGCCCCAACUACAACUACAACCACCACCUCAAGUACAACUACAACCACUGCCCCAACUACAACUACAACCACCACUCCAAGUACAACCACAGCCGCAACUACAACCACAACCACUACCCCAACCACAACUACAACCACUGCCAAAACUACAACUACAACCACCGCCCCAACUACAACCACCACCGCAACUACAACCACAACCAUUUCCCCCACUACAACUAUAACUGCUGCCCCAACUACAAUCACCAUCCCAACUACAACUACAAGCACCGCGCCAACUACAACCACAACCACUGCCCCCACUACAACUACACCCGCUGCCCCGACUAUAACUACAAACACCGCCACAACUACAACCACCACCCCAACUACAACUACAACCACUACAACUGCUGCAUCAACUACAACCACUGCCUCAGCUACAACUGCUACAUCAACUACAACCACUGUCUCUACAACCAGAAGUGAUGCUUCUUCUAUCAGACUGGGAAUGAUCCAUCUGCUGCUUGGACUCCUUCUCUUUAUCUUCCUUUAAAGUCUAAAUAAAGCAAACACAAAGAAAAGAACAUAUGAUGCUAUAACAAGACUAAAAAACGUUGUGGAUAUUUACAUUGUGUUUACAAAUCACUGUUAAACUGAAGUCUGUGAAAAAAAGGUGAUAGAUUCUUGUUGAAGCUGACUUGGGAUAAGUAUGUAAGACUCUUUGUUUGUUGUCAUGAUGGACAAUUAUGUCCAUUAUGUCUAAAAUAAUGGACAUUAUUUAUUAUAUUUAUUUGACUUAUAUAAUAUAUACUUGUAUAUUCCUCCAUGUAUGCAAAUAUAUGCUUUCUAUUUAAUACUAAAUGGGUGAUACAAAUGAAUCCUUAUAGUUAUAACAAAGCAUGCUUUGGAAAUAAAAGAAAGA